AUGGAGGACGUCCUUGCCGUGUACGGCGACGUCACCAUCGAUAAGAAGAUCAAGAACAUCAAGGUCAAGGAGGUCGAGCUCGACCAUGUCACCCUUGUCUUCAAUCACGACGAUCUGGAAGUCGAGAUGCUCAAGCCUAUCCCGUUCAAAGAGCAUCUAGAGAGCUACGAGCAGGUUCAGAGCCAGAUUCUGUCGAUGGCCCGCGAGGCAGCUCCGAAGAGAAACGUCAGCCAUCUCCAGGUGCGGCAGGUUUGGUAUCCGCAGACGGCACCUGAGCGGAUUCUGAUGGUUGUGAUGUCGAUGAUGAUGGUGGCAAAGGGGUUCCCUUUCUUAAUCUACGAUGUGAUUUUGAGCCGUGUGCUGCCCAUUCCAAACGAGUGGAUCCAGUCUGUCAAGCCGUACAACGAUUUUGUUCUCGUGACAAUCGUGGCUCUGCACGCCGUCGAGGUGGCCGUUUUCUUGGUUCCGCGCUUUUUCAAGUACAGAGUGGCCCCGGAUUACCAGAUCGAGUGGCUUGUGCUGACCACCAUCGAGGGUUAUCCUGCGAUCAGGCGGUUUGACAGAAUUGUGGCCGAGAGGGCGAAGCUCUGGAAGCACUACGAGGAGGGCGGCAAGCUCAUUCCGGACAAUAAGGAGUAG
This is a messenger RNA of Ogataea haglerorum, 639 nucleotides long. RefSeq lists its product as uncharacterized. The record is from RefSeq and is a predicted model, not a curated record. Bases 1 to 639 code for a protein of 212 amino acids. Lineage: Eukaryota; Fungi; Ascomycota; Pichiomycetes; Pichiales; Pichiaceae. The transcript has a single exon.